This is a messenger RNA of Plodia interpunctella (Indianmeal moth), 1824 nucleotides long. Its product is annotated as ran GTPase-activating protein 1-like. The transcript is spliced from 13 exons. Gene Ontology annotation, biological process: nucleocytoplasmic transport; activation of GTPase activity; signal transduction. NCBI's taxonomy places the organism in Eukaryota, Metazoa, Arthropoda, Insecta, Lepidoptera, Pyralidae. Bases 136 to 1809 code for a protein of 557 amino acids. Gene Ontology annotation, cellular component: nucleus; perinuclear region of cytoplasm; cytosol. Gene Ontology annotation, molecular function: small GTPase binding; GTPase activator activity. The record is from RefSeq and is a predicted model, not a curated record.
GGCAACUGUCAUGUCAAUGUCGUGUUGUGCUUGGGACAGAAAAAAUUAAAAAGUAACCGUUGAUGAAGUGUUUCGUGAUUGUUUUCUAUGUUUUUGUACAAUUAAUUACGUUUUAAUUUAUUUUUAAUUUAUAAAAUGGCUUCGUUCGAUUUAAAUUCGAUAAACACAGCUUUAAGUGAUACAAACAGAACUGUGAGUGGUGUAGAUUUUUCUGGAAAAUCUCUCAAACUUGACACAGAUAAAGAUGCCCAACCGAUCAUCGAGGCAAUCAACGCAUGCCCAGACCUCCAGUACCUGACGUUAACGGGCAACACGCUCGGUGUUGCCGCAGCACAGGCCAUAGCUAAAGCUCUGGAACACCAUCCCGAGCUGAAGGUGGCCCGCUUCUCUGAUAUGUUCACCGGGAGAAUGAAGACUGAGAUUCCGCCUGCUUUGAGUGCCCUCGGUGAUGGCAUGAUAGCGGCGGGCGCACGGCUGUCGCUGCUCGACCUGAGCGACAAUGCAUUCGGUCCUAUCGGCGUCGAGGGGCUCGCAAAGUUGCUGCAAAGCGACGUCUGCAGUCAGCUUCAGGAGCUCCGCUUAAACAACAACGGCCUAGGUAUCAGCGGAGGCAGACUACUGGCCCAAGCGUUGGCCAGCAGUCCUCGCCAGUUAAAAGUGUUCAUUGCAGGCAGGAACCGAUUGGAGAACGAUGGUGCCACAGCCCUGGCCAAGGUGUUCCAGGAAAUGGGCACAUUGGAAGAGUUAUCCAUGCCACAAAAUGGCAUCUAUCAUAAAGGUAUAUCAGCACUGUCGGACGCCUUCAAGCAGAACCCGGGACUGCGCUCGCUCAACCUCAACGACAAUACCAUUGGGGCCAAGGGCGCGGCGGCCGUCGCUGACGCUUUACCUAGACUGAAGAAUCUAAAAUCAAUCAACUUCGGAGACUGUCUUCUGAAGAGUAAAGGUGCUAAAGCGUUAGCAAAAGCUUUUAAGGACAACGCCGUGUGUUUAGAGUCACUAGACUUGAGCCACAACGAGAUCGGCAGAGACGCGGUCAUGGAGCUGGUGGCGGCGGCGCGCGCCGGCGCUCGGCUCGUGUUGGCGGGCAACAGUUUAGGCGGUACAGCCAACAAACAAAUUAUGAGAGAAAAACUGGGCGAGUCUGCUGUCCUGAGCGACGGCGAAGGAAGCGACGGGGACGAAUACGUGACGGAUUCCGAAGAAGAAGAUGAAGAAAGCGAGGAAGAAUCGGAAGACAGCGCGACAGAGGACGCACAGCACAUUGACACGAGCGCUGACUUCGUACAAGACCUCACCUUGGACACAUCAAACGCGGAGCGUAGCGUGGAGCUGUUCCUGCAGCAGCCGACGCGGGCGCGGCUGCGCGCGCUGGGGCCCGCGGCCGCCGCUGUCAUCGACGCGCACUUGCAGUCGAUAAAAGACCCAACGGAUCUGAUUCAAGCAUAUGUUGACGCCACAUUUUGCGUGUCCGGUUUAUAUGACGACGACAACACAGCGGCAGAAAUAACUCACAAGCUGUACCCGCUAAUGCUGAGCCGCGUGGGACAGCAGCACGCGGCGGGCUGGCUGCUGGCCGACACCAUGCUGCGCGGGCUCGGCCUCAUCAAGUCGGAGAACAAGGAGCACCGGCCGCGCUGGGCGGCGACGGGCUGCUACCGCGCGCUGGCGGCCGUCAUCGAGCGCCGCUACUUCCCGCCCGCGCUGCGCGACACGCUGCGCUUCUUCAUCUCCGCCAAGUUGGCUACGAUGCCCGAGGACAUCAAACUUGCUAUACUGAGCCAGAACACUUUGCACCGUAAUACAUAGCACGAUUCUGUCUAA